CGUACAAGCUCCAAGUUACUAAUCACCACUGGAGCAAAGGCAUGAAGUCACUAGACUCUGAUAACAGGUAGGUCAUUCUACCUUACUACGAGGCUUGCAAACAAUUUAUAAACUGAAGUGAGAUGUAAGUUAAUUUUCCGGAAGACCAAAUGACGAAGAUCCAAAGCUUGACACUUGUUCAUCAACAACGACAUGUAGAUCUGCAUAGGUACAUGGUACAGAACCCCGCUUUACAGGCGGCUUGCACCUGGCUAAUGCUCAGAUUGCUCACUGAACCACUUAAACGUCCCGGUCCCAAAGUUGACGUGAGGAAUAUCAACAUUCAAGUGAUCGACUGGCAUAAGUUCUGUGGCCUGUACUUCGCCAUCGUUUUCACUUCGCUGUCUGGUGGAGGUGGAAUUCUACACCACCCUUUGAACAUCCACUUAUAAAAAGGGUACUAUCACACUCGCCUUAUUGGUACUAGUGAGCCUUCUUUC
This is a messenger RNA of Serpula lacrymans var. lacrymans S7.9, 479 nucleotides long. RefSeq lists its product as uncharacterized. NCBI's taxonomy places the organism in Eukaryota, Fungi, Basidiomycota, Agaricomycetes, Boletales, Serpulaceae. The record is from RefSeq and is a predicted model, not a curated record. The coding region runs from base 150 to 431 and encodes 93 amino acids. The transcript has a single exon.